Molecule: messenger RNA, 1265 nt
Organism: Rhizophagus irregularis DAOM 181602=DAOM 197198
Lineage: Eukaryota; Fungi; Glomeromycota; Glomeromycetes; Glomerales; Glomeraceae
Molecular function (GO): protein binding
Source: RefSeq, a predicted model, not a curated record
UUAUAUUGAUUUACCAAAAUUUUCAAUUUUUACGACUUUUAGACCCGGAAUUACGAAUUUACGUUCUUUAAAAAUGGAAAAAAUGGAAAAAAUGGACGUUAAUUUAAAAUAUCAAGAUGAUUUGAUUUGUCAAAAUGCCAUUGAAUUUUUAACCAUGGUACCUAAAUUCUGUAAUAAAAUUAUUGAUUGUGAAAUAUCUGUUGAUAAUUUGAAUGAAAUUUUUAUCAAUCCAUUCUUGAAUAUUAUCAGAUCACAACCUUUAGAGAGAAUUUUAAUUUAUAUUUCUAGAUUAUCUAAUUUAGGGGAAAAUACUCAAAAGAUCUUGAAUUCUUUGGAAUUUCGAUCGGAUACUUUGAGGGAAUUAUCAUUUGAACAUUUAAACUUUCAAAGAAUUGAUUUAUCAUUUAUGACAGAUUUAGAAUUUAUAGAAAAGAUUAAAUUUAUACAUUGUAAAGGUUUUAUAUCGGAACAUUGUGAGGCUUUAUCAAAGAAGAAAUUUCAAUUUAAAGAAUUAAAAUUUUGGCAUGAUGGCUUUUAUAAUAUUUAUGAUAUGAGAUAUGAUAAGUAUAGUAUUGAAUUAAAUAUAGUAAAAUCAAUAAUUGGAUGUUUUUGUGGUGAAUCAUUACUCAAGUUAUCGUUGAAUGUUAUUACUAUGGAUAUAAUCAACGGGAUAAAAGAAUAUUGUCCAAAUAUUUUCUUUUUACAUAUUUUAAUCGUCUCACCAGAACCAUUUCGUGAUCCAAUAAUCCCACUUAUUUGCGAUUUAUCUUCUUUAAAAAUCUUACAUAUUCAAACUAAAUCUUUUAUUUUUGAUAGUGGUACUUUGGCUAAAGUUUUGGGAGAUUUUCUGACGUCUGUUGAGUAUUUAUUCUUCGAUUUUUUUAUCGAUUUAUUAUCAUUUCAAUAUUUUACUAAAAAUUGUAAGGCUAAUUUAAAGAAAUGGAUUGUUAUUCCAAAUGAUAAUUCUUUGAGAAAGGAUUAUUUAUCAUGUGUUAAUAAUUAUCAGAAGGUUCACAAUUCUUUAAAGGUAUUGGGAAUUAACAAACUUCUUACGUUUGGUUGGACAAAUGAAGAAAUUGAAAUUGUGGAUUUAUUAAAAAAUCAAGGUGUUGAAGUUGUUGCGUCGGAAGAGUUGAAAUUUUUAUUUGAUUUUUGAUUGGGUUAGAAAUUAUGGGAAUUUUUUUGUAUGUGUUUAACGGAAGUUAUUAAUUUGUAUUAAUUGGCGAAUAAAAUUUUAAAAUUUAACUAACUUCUCGAUAAUAAAU